Molecule: messenger RNA, 703 nt
Organism: Cuscuta epithymum
Lineage: Eukaryota; Viridiplantae; Streptophyta; Magnoliopsida; Solanales; Convolvulaceae
Source: the annotation of a GenBank genome assembly
UAAGGACCCUCAUCACUUUCAUCCUUGAUUGAGUGUAUGUACACAUACAACCGAAUAAAUAAAUAAGAAACAAAAAAAAAAUGGCGAAUAAGGUUGGGCUCCUCGCGUUGGCUGUAGCUUCCCUGGUAGCCAUGGCGAAUGGGCAAGUGGGCGGAAGAACGGAGAUUGCUGAUGCAAAGGCGAACAAGCAAGUCCAGGAAUUGGGGAAAUACUGCGUGGCAGAGUAUAACAAGGGGCUGAAAGUCGAGGGCAGCGAUAAUGGCGGCUCCAUCACCUUCUCUGAGGUCGUCAAGGCCGAGAAGCAGGUGGUUGCCGGAAUGAAAUAUUACCUCCGCAUCACCGCCACAACAUCCGCCGGCGCCACCAAGACGUUCGAUGCGGAAGUUAUGGUCAAGCCCCGUGCCACGGAGAAGAAGCUACUUACCUUCGCACCCUCUAAACUGGCUUAAUAUCAUUAUUAUAUAUUAUUAAUUAGCACCGCCUUCAUCCCAUCCGAUUACAUAGAGUAUUAGUUACCCGCCCCUCCAUCCAAUAUAAUUCAUCCCUAGGUUUUUUUACGGUGAUAAAGAUCUAUUUUGUCACAUAGGGUUUUUCAUUAAUAAAGACUAAUUUAUUACUUUGUAUGUAUGGUAUUACUAAUUUAUUACAUCUUUGCAGGUGAAAAAAUGUUGUCUUAAUUAAUGAAUCAUGUAAUAACUCCAUA